GGCUUGUUUCAAAGCUUUUUCGUGGUCAGCUCCAACGCURCUAAGAACAGCAUUGAAUGGWGACAGRUAUUCAAAGCUAGACUGUCGAGCUGGAGACUUUAAUGURGCCAUUUUCUUAAAUUUCUGGUUACACUUCCAGUUUUAAGAGUUCAACUGCUGACCGGAUCAAAGUCCCGAUUAUACUUUCCCCACCCCCUAACAAAAAUGAAAAUUAUUAAAAUGUGAAAAAAUAUUCCAAAAAGAUAUACAAGAGCAGUAAAAUURAGAAUGAAGCAUCUUAAUUAAUUCAUUGAAUUUCACGUGGGAUCCAGRUGUUUUGAAGUUUAACAUUUUUACACUAGACAUAUAUCUUCCCCUCCCCCUAGGAUCUGUUUUACCAUGAGUCUGCAUUAUUCGUCUAACAGCGGAGCUACACAUUAGGCUUGGUUGGUGUGGAAGAAAAUGGCAGCCCUCCAUUUCAACAAGUGCCUUGAUGAAUUACGUUUCAAAGAUGACCGCCUUACAACUGUUACGUCUGAAGAACAGCAAAAAGUAGAGCAGAGAGUUUCCGUUAACUACAAAUCUUACCUUGAAGUGCUGGAUUUGGAUCCGGAAUUUCCACUUUAUCGCACAAAACAUUUGAACUACUUGCGGCGAGGACUCCGACACUUGUCCGAUUCGUACGAAUGUCUUGAUGCUAGUCGUCCUUGGUUAUGCUACUGGAUUUUACAUUCUUUGGAAUUACUAGACGAGCAUGUGCCGCCCCAAGUCAGUGCUGACGUCGUGGAUUUUCUUCGCCGGUGUCAAGAUCCCAAGGGAGGGUUCGGUGGGGGCCCAGGACAGGUUCCCCAUUUAGCUCCUACUUAUGCUGCAGUUUGUGCCUUGAGUAUUCUUGGUACAAAAGACGCUUACGAUGUGAUUGACAGGCCUGGAUUGCAGAAAUUUUUACAACGUUGCAGAACUGCAGAAGGAGCUUACAGGAUGCAUGAAGAUGGUGAAGUUGACAUCAGAGGUGCUUAUUGUGCUAUAGUAGCUGCAUGUAUAACCAAUGUUAUGACACCAGCUCUAGUAGAAGGAACUGCAGAAUGGAUUAAGCAGUGCCAAACGUAUGAAGGAGGCUUCUCGGGGGAACCAGGACUUGAGGCCCACGGUGGCUACACAUUCUGUGGCUUUGCUGCACUCAUUUUACUCGGAAAAGAACAGUUGAUAAACAUUAARCAGCUUUUGCACUGGGCUGCAAGCAGGCAGAUGAAACUAGAAGGUGGCUUCCAAGGAAGAACUAACAAGCUUGUYGAUGGAUGUUACUCAUUUUGGCARGGUGGGAUAUUCCCUUUACUUCACAAUGUACUUGAAGCACAACACGACAACUCAGUCAGUACAGAAAAAUGGAUGUUUGAUCAAGUGGCAUUGCAGAAUUAUGUGCUUAUUAACUGUCAGUAUCAUGCUGGAGGUUUGAUUGACAAGCCAGGAAAGUCCCGUGAUUUCUACCACACUUGUUAUUGUCUUAGUGGUCUUUCUGUUGCUCAGAAUUUCAUUCUUAAACAUCACUCCAAARUUGAGGCAGUUGGAGGAGAUGAGAAUAUACUAAAACCUGUACACCCUUUGUACAAUAUUGGUGUUGAUAGUGCAAUAUUGGCUGUGAAGCAUUAUAAAGCACUUCCAGUUCCAUGAUACUACAAUUAUCUGACUAUAAUCCAGUCAUUUUGAACACAAAAAAACUGAAUAAUUACCAUAACUUUAUACAACAUUUUUCUAAACUAAAAAAUAGAAACUUUUAUAAUGUUUGCAGGAUAGGCUUUUGCAAGUUUAUUGUCUGAGAUGUGUAUUUGACACAUGUGAUUUUCUUCUAUCAUGUGAAUUUUGUACAUUUUGUACAUCAUGCAUUGCGGAAAUGAUUCAAA
Molecule: messenger RNA, 1880 nt
Organism: Exaiptasia diaphana
Lineage: Eukaryota; Metazoa; Cnidaria; Anthozoa; Actiniaria; Aiptasiidae
Product: protein farnesyltransferase subunit beta
Exons: 1
Coding region: 442-1650 (402 amino acids)
Biological process (GO): protein farnesylation
Cellular component (GO): protein farnesyltransferase complex
Molecular function (GO): protein farnesyltransferase activity
Source: RefSeq, a predicted model, not a curated record